AAAGAAAAGCUUUGAUGACCUCACCCACUGAACACAUGUAGACGAUCCUGCUCUAUAUCACCGAAGUUAGACAAGAUAUCAAUUUUAUUACAUCCGGGAAUUUGCCCUGAGUUAAAUAUAAAACUAGAGCACCAUCGGAAUCACUGCAGAUUUCCCCUUUGGAUCCAGCGGCAGCAGGUUGUGAGGAUGGAUGGGCUCUUUGGAUUGUCCGUUUUCUCUGUGUGGCCGUGGCAGGACGUUCGCAGUCUGCUCAUCUUCACUCUGGUCUUCUUGGUGAUAGCAGAGUGUUUGAGGACCCGUCGUCCCAGCGGUUUUCCUCCAGGACCCCGGGUUCUUCCUCUUGUGGGGAACAUGUUGUCACUUGACUUUAAGAAUCUCCCCAGACAAAUGACCCAGUUGGCAGAGAAGUAUGGGAAUGUGUACAGCCUUAAGAUGGGCUCCUCCUGGGUAGUGGUGUUGAAUGGCCUUGACGCCCUUCAAGAAGGUCUACUCACCAAGGGAGACACCCUGGCGGGCCGACCGUUUCUUCCUCUCUAUACUGACGUACUUCCUGAUCUGGGUAUUCUCUUUACCAACGGAUACUUGUGGAAACAGCAAAGACGAUUUGCCCUCUUCACUCUCAAGUACUUUGGAGUUGGCAAGAGAUCCCUGGAAUCUACCAUACAGGAUGAAUUCAGUCACCUAUCUAGAGAGAUUGCUGGUCAUGAAGGCAAACCCUUCAAUCCUCACUUGGCUAUAAACAAUGCCGUGUCCAACAUCAUCUGCUCCCUGGUGUUUGGUCACCGCUUUGAGUACGGCAAUGAGAAGUUUCUCACCUUGAUCAAGUUGAUUGACACGGCAUCUCAAAUCGAGGGCUCCAUUUGGGCUCAGCUGUACAAUGAGUUUCCCAUGCUGAUGAGACGUCUGCCAGGCCCUCACCACACUCUUCAGAAAAUCUUUGGUGAAAUGGUGAAGUUUAUGAAAAUAGAAAUCAAUCAGCACAAGAAAGACUGGGACCCCGCGGAGCCCAGAGAUUUCAUCGACUGUUACCUGACUGAGAUUCAGAAGAGCAAGAAGGACGAUAAAGAGGAUGCUGGUUUUCACGAGAAUAAUUUGGUGAUGUGUUCGUUUGAUCUGUUCGGAGCCGGCACUGAGACCACCUCCACCACCCUGCGCUGGGCUCUGCUCUACAUGACCAAGUACCCGGAGAUUCAGGAGAAAGUCCAGGCUGAAAUAGACCAAGUGAUUGGACAGUCCAGGCAGCCGUGCAUGGAGGACCGUAAAGACAUGCCCUACACUGAGGCCGUCAUCCACGAGGUGCAGAGGAUGGGCAACAUCGUUCCUCUGGGGCUGCCUCACUCCGCCAUCAGGGACCUCCAGCUGGGAGGCUACUCAGUCCCAAAGGGCGUCACAGUGAUUCCUAAUCUGACCUCGGUGCUGUUCGAGAAGGACAAGUGGGAGACGCCCUUCACCUUCAACCCGGGACACUUUCUGAAUGAGGAGGGAAGGUUUGUGAAGAAGGCUGCGUUCGUCCCUUUCUCUGCUGGUAAGCGGGUGUGUCUCGGGGAGAACCUGGCCAGGAUGGAGCUCUUCGUGUUCUUCACCUCCUUCAUGCAGCACUUCACCUUCUCCAUGCCUCCUGGGGUGCAGCCUGUCUUAAAGCCCCGUGUUAGCUUCAUUCAUUCACCCCAACACUAUGAAAUCUGUGCCACGCAGCGUUAAGUGUGACACUCCUUAAGCUUUAAGAUCGAUUUCAGAACAGCUGCAAUCAUGAAUAUUUUGGCCACUUGGAGGCAGAAGAAGUUUACGACAAGCUUGACACAUUAUCGACUUUUGUUAUUUUUGCUUUUGCCCAGUGGAUAACAUUUCCCACCGACAGUUCACUUCUGUGAAUCAAUAUUAGCUAUGUUUCCGGCAGAAUUGUGAGUCCAAUAUAAAGUAUAUAUAGAAUCCAAUAUUGUGUCUCCACCAUCCCCUGAAGAAUCAUAUAUGUUCCACAUUGCUUUCCUACUGCUGCAGCUGCCAUUUGAUGCAAGGCAAGUUAAACAAUGAGCUAAAGACAGAUACAGAGUUAGGUGAUAGUAACAUGUUGUCGGUUUGUCUCAGUGUGAAGCUUUUCAAUUUCAAUUUUACAUUUUAAUGUGAAAAUCAAAAAUGUUUUUGUUAGCUGGAGCAGGGGUUUUCAACUGGUUUUGUCCCAGGGACCACCAUUCUGACUAGAAAGUCAUCCGCGGCCCACUGUUGUGCCUACGCGCUCGCGUGCCUACGUGUGUGUGUGCGUGCGUGCAUGUGGAUAGAAGGAAGUUUAAACAUUUGGUUUUCCAUGUUGGUUUUAUUUAAAAACCUCAAACAAAUCUAAAUAUAUCUACUUAAAAACCUCAAACAAAUCUAGAAAAAUCCUUGUAAAAAACAACAAAAACGGUUGAUUUUCAGUGCUUAAGAUUUUUUUUUUAAUGCAGUUUGUAGUUGUACUGCAUCUCAGAACCAUAUAUACAUCAAUAUAUAACGUUCAUGACUUAAAUGUACAGACAUGUAGCUGACAUGUUGAUAGAACCUUAAAGUAAUGGUGAUCAAUAACAAUCAACAUAAACUGGGGCUACAACUGAAUAGGGAAGAUGACAAAGUAAUGCAGAAUAUGUCACAAUUGAUAAUCAUACAAUAUCACACAAACAAUUGAGGCCUUCUUAAGUUUAACCUCAUGAUCACCAGCAGCAAAUCCCACCUACUGCUAGUGUUGGGGGGAGGGUGGUGGGUGAGUAGUACUUCUGAGUGUGUGUGUCUUAGAGCUCUCCUAAGAAAUUGUUUCUCAACCAGCGAACGUGGUAAAGUGACUGUUAUUGCAAUUAAUUGUUUUGGCUAUUAUGCCAACUUAUUUUUCUUAUUACCAAGUAUAUGUAUUUCGCUCUUUUGUUUUAUUUAAUAUGUUCAUUAUUAAUUCUGCCCUUUUGGGCCUUCUUUUUGGGAAAAUAAAAACUCCCAUCAUACAAAUUACA
Messenger RNA from Pleuronectes platessa (European plaice), 2972 nucleotides. RefSeq names its product cytochrome P450 2J2-like. NCBI's taxonomy places the organism in Eukaryota, Metazoa, Chordata, Actinopteri, Pleuronectiformes, Pleuronectidae. Gene Ontology annotation, molecular function: iron ion binding; heme binding; oxidoreductase activity, acting on paired donors, with incorporation or reduction of molecular oxygen, reduced flavin or flavoprotein as one donor, and incorporation of one atom of oxygen. The record is from RefSeq and is a predicted model, not a curated record. The transcript has 9 exons. The coding region runs from base 187 to 1701 and encodes 504 amino acids. Gene Ontology annotation, biological process: xenobiotic metabolic process. Gene Ontology annotation, cellular component: cytoplasm; intracellular membrane-bounded organelle.